Molecule: messenger RNA, 1224 nt
Organism: Fusarium vanettenii 77-13-4
Lineage: Eukaryota; Fungi; Ascomycota; Sordariomycetes; Hypocreales; Nectriaceae
Exons: 3
Coding region: 1-1224 (407 amino acids)
Biological process (GO): secondary metabolite biosynthetic process
Molecular function (GO): monooxygenase activity; FAD binding
Source: RefSeq, a predicted model, not a curated record
AUGAAAGUCAUCAUCAAUGGUGGAGGUCUUGGAGGUCUUGGGGCCGCAAUUGCUCUCCAGAAAAAGGGCCACCAGGUUACGGUGCUUGAAGUAGCUCCGGCAUUAUCCGAGGUUGGUGCUGGUAUCCAGAUCCCUCCCAACUCAAGCCGGAUAUUGUGCAGCUAUGGCCUCAAGGACAAGUUCCUGGGGAAGGUCGUGUGGCCCCAACACUUUGCCUUCAAAAGAUACGCGACGGGGCGGCUAUUGGGAACGACACCAUUGCACCCUCAUCUCUCGGAAAAGUACGGAUCUCCUUACUGGCUCAUCCAUAGAGCUGAUUUUCAGGGGCUUCUUUUUGACGCCGCAAAAGAGUUGGGUGUCGAUAUCCGCCUUGGUUGCUACGUCGAGUCGGUCAACGUUGAUGACCCAAGCGUGAAGCUGGCAAGUGGGGAGACUUUGACGGCCGACCUAGUCGUGGGAGCAGAUGGCAUCCGCUCCAAGACGCGGGAGGCGCUUCUCGGGAGAAUUGUUGAGCCAAACCCAGCGGCCAACUGCUCCUAUCGCGCAACUGUCCCUGCCGAGAUCAUGUCUGCUGAUCCGGAUAUUUCCCACCUCAUGACGGACAUCAACGCCAACUGCUGGAUUGGGCCUGAUCAUCACAUAAUGGCCUAUCCCAUCCGUCAGGGCGCUAUGUACAACCUUGUCCUGUCUCAUCCUAGUGGCCUCGCAACGCCUGGCAGAUGGAACGAACCCGGCAACCUAGAGAAGAUGCGCGAACACUACAAAGACUUUGAUCCAAUCAUCCAAAAGGUCUUGUCCAAGGUUCAGAGCUGUCUUAACUGGAAGAUUGCCGACUUGCCCAACUUGACUACUUGGGUCAGUGAAAACGGCAGAGUCGUGCUGCUAGGGGAUGCUGCCCAUGCCAUGGUGCCGUUCCUGGCUCAAGGCGCAGCACAGGCUAUUGAGGAUGGCGCAUGCCUCGCGGAAUGUCUAUCUCGCGCCAAAAGCCCGUCUGAUAUCCCAGAUCUCAUGCGUGCGUACGAAGCCAUCCGCAAACCGCGAGCCGAGCGGGUGCAGCAGGCGACUCGAGACUCUAGCCGUGUCUGGCACUUGCAUGAUGGGCUUGAACAGGAAGCCCGGGAUCUGGCUUUGAGCGGUAGGGAGUUCCAGCCUUGGCUAUUUGGACAUGAUGAGAUAGCCUUGACGAACGCGAGGCUGGAUGAAAUGUUUCAGCUUGAGGAGUAG